CCGGAAGUUGAUAGUUUUGAAAAAACAUUGCUGGAAGAUUUAGAUAUUUCAAGACGAAUUUACAAAUAAGAUCAAUAAAUAGAGCCUCUUAAGUUAAAGCAACCACUAAGCUCUACAGCAAAUAUAGUGUAGUCUUAAUUCGGUCAAGGAAAAACUCUCAAUUAGGCCAAUGAAAAAUGUGAAAAAAUUAUUUUUUGUUUUCCAAUUAUUUUGUUCAUUGUCCAAUCUGACAAUCAGUUAUCUCAUAUUUGACAAUCAGUGACUUGAUAAAACAUGAAACAAUAGACAAUCGAAAGGACUAUAUGCUUGCAUGAAUAUGAAUGCAAUCUUGGACUGAAAUAGCCAUCUUGGUGUAGUUCUGCAUUUUGAUCUUGUCAAAUAGACUAAAGUGCACUGUUUGAUUCAUUUUUAGUGCAGCUGUACUUGCUGUAUUUAUGGUAAUGCUGAAACAUGGAGACCGUGUGCCAGGAAGAGGUUCCAUGCUUCGUGUUGGGACAUUGGUUGGUCAGGGAAGAUGUUGCGAGGUUUACAGAGUGAAGCAAGAUGACGUAAAAGAAGAGUUUGCAUUGAAGAUUUACAAGAAAGAGAGUAAUUAUGCUGCUGCUUGUAGAAGAGAAACCAGUCUUCUUGAGAUGUUGAAGGCGCGUGGUAACAUAGGGGGACAUUUAGUGGAGACUCUAGACCAGUUUCAGUACAAGGGACAUGAGAUGAUCUUACAAGAGCUACUAGACUGUACCUUGAGGGAACUCAUGCUGAAAGUCCAAGCUUUAGACUCAACAUUCUCUUUCUUCCUUCUACAAAAGUUCACUCAGGAUAUAUUAGUGUCCCUUUCUGGCCUACAUCUAGAUGGGUUCAUCCAUGCUGACCUGAAGCCAGCUAAUAUACAAUGGAGUCCCAAAGACAGCUGUCUUAAACUUAUAGACUUUGGCCUUAGUUUCCACAAAGCUGACCAGAACAUUGGGACAGUGCAAUCACCAGCUUACCAAUCACCAGAGUCUAAAUUCUGGAAUGAAGUCCAUCCUGAGACAACGAACUGCAAUACUGCAAUCGAUAUGUGGGGUAUGGGGUGUGUCAUGGCCGAGAUGUACUCGUCAGAGAAGCUAUUUCCCCACUCUGCUGCUAUAUCAAGCAAUAAAUGUGAUGCCUGCCAAGCAGGAGGUAGCCAGGCUUUGUGCAUGUAUUCCAAGAAAGUCCAAGAAGAUCUUCUACCAAGGGCAACAUUUGAUAAUACAACAAGGAGUCAUUUCUUGCAGUACAAAGACUUACUGCUGAAGUUUAUCCACUGUGACGCAGAGAAGAGGACAGAGGCCCACAGUGCUUUAAAUCACCCCUUCUUCUCUCUGAAACUAGAGCCAUCCUUUCAUGAUCUGAUCCUGCUUCCCACCUGCAUUCUACGUCUCCUGAAUGCUGUAGAUGAAAAGGAUGUGCAACUGGCUGAUGAAUUUCUAGAUUUGAGUGCAGAUAUAAGGCAAGAGUGCUCCAGGUUUGGCCCAAUCCACCAGUUCAUCAUUCCAGACAGACAUCCAGGCCUAGGCAAGGUGUAUAUUCACUACAAGCUGGCAAAGCAGUGUGCCCAAGCAUUCCAGAGUCUAAAUGGUAGGACAUUUAAUGGACAUACAAUCAUAACUACAUACUAUCCUCACCAUCUAAUGGAGAUGGGGCAGUUCUAUUGAGUUUAAUAAUACAUACUACUGAUACAAUCAUGGGGCACCCAAAACAGAAACCAACAAGGUGAUAACAAACAUUUCAAACAAUAGCCCAAGGCUAAUAAUCAUUCAUUAGUAACAGAGUCAUUUUGUUUCUUUUCACUUUAUAUGGGGCAUGAAUAACAUGAAUUGACAAAGAGGGUGCCCAUCUGUGAACAAAAAUUAUAAAUUCUUAUGAAAUAAUCCUGGACUUCCCUGAAUGGGUCUAGGAUAUUAUUACAAUUUUUAAAUGUAAGGAAAUGGACUUAGGGUUACCCCAGUUGGGAGACCUGGGGAGUUAACAGACAUGUUCAAUACAAAGAGAAACAGCAUGGCUUCCAUUUAAUUGUGCAGCCAUCAUAAAACAAUCAUAUGUAUAAAAAACUUCCUAGUAAUCCCUCAGGCAAAGGUAUCACUUCCAUAUUACUCGU
This is a messenger RNA of Owenia fusiformis, 2116 nucleotides long. NCBI's taxonomy places the organism in Eukaryota, Metazoa, Annelida, Polychaeta, Sabellida, Oweniidae. The record is from the annotation of a GenBank genome assembly.